AUGAAAGGAAUAGUCUCUCAGUCAAUCAAAGAAGUUCUGCAAUCUUUGGUUGAUGAUGGGCUUGUUCAAGCAGAUAAGAUUGGAUCUUCAAAUUUCUUUUGGAGCUUCCCGUCACAGCAAGGCACCGCAAUCCAAGCACGGGUCAACGCUUUGAAGGAAACCCAUAAAAAUCAUCAGAUCCAAAUAUUGGAACUGAGAAGCGCGAUUUCGGUCGAGGAAUCCGCUAGAUUGGAUUCUGAAGCUCGCUCCGUUGCGCUUGCUAAGCUCUCCGAUUUAAGGAGAGAACUCGAUAGCCAAGAAGCAGAACUCAACGCAUACGGUGAUUCGAAUCCGGCCAAAGUUGACGAGUUAAAGCGCGCAGUUUUCCUGGCAAAAGAAGCUGCCUUGCGCUGGACUGAUAACUAUGGCACGCUUGCUGGGCAUUUUACUCGUCAAAAUGGGGUAGCCUUGCAGGAUGUUCGCAAGUAUUUGGAAAUAGGGGAGGACUACGAAGAUAUUUGCUAG
Messenger RNA from Laccaria bicolor S238N-H82, 504 nucleotides. RefSeq lists its product as uncharacterized. The transcript is spliced from 6 exons. The coding region runs from base 1 to 504 and encodes 167 amino acids. The record is from RefSeq and is a predicted model, not a curated record. NCBI's taxonomy places the organism in Eukaryota, Fungi, Basidiomycota, Agaricomycetes, Agaricales, Hydnangiaceae. Gene Ontology annotation, molecular function: double-stranded DNA binding. Gene Ontology annotation, biological process: reciprocal meiotic recombination.